Molecule: messenger RNA, 2519 nt
Organism: Umbelopsis ramanniana AG
Lineage: Eukaryota; Fungi; Mucoromycota; Umbelopsidomycetes; Umbelopsidales; Umbelopsidaceae
Exons: 3
Coding region: 388-2142 (584 amino acids)
Biological process (GO): transmembrane transport
Molecular function (GO): transmembrane transporter activity
Source: RefSeq, a predicted model, not a curated record
CACAUCAUGUACCUAGAAGUGGAUUUAUUCGACAGAUAUAUAAGCAGAAGUGGUAAACAAACCAUUUUUUUAAAAAAGUUGUACAAUAUGCUUAAAAGUAUCUGGCAUACAAGUACUUUUCGCUUUACGCUAAAAAGAAAAAAAAAAAAUUGAAAAGAAAGAGAACAUCGAUGAGGAAGUUGAAUGUUACUAUUGCCUGGAAGUCUGUCAACCCUGUCAAAAUUCAAAUUGUACCUAGAUAACAAGGGGAACAUUUCGGAAAGACCUCCCAUUGUUAGUCACACUGGUUCAGAUCAUACCUACAUUAUACGGUACCUCAUUUAAAAAAAAAAAUAUUGGCGUAACUAAUACCCUGCUUUUUCUUUACAUUUUCAGUCCACGACCGUUAUGAAGUCCGUUAUGCAUGAAGCCACACAGGAUAUAUCGCAACGCUGGUCUCAAAUCGCAAUAGAAGUUGCAGCGGACGAGGCUGCUUCAAAAAUUCAACUUCCUUUACGAGUUAGCUUUCCAAUACCAUCACAUACACAGUACGAGUCCUCCCGGGAUAUAGAGAAAGCAGACGAGUAUAGAGAGAUCGGUGAAGACGUUGAUGAACUUAUGUAUUCGUCUACGCAAUCAAAUGAUUACACCCUACGAAGGCUUCGAAAUUUUUUGGACCUUAAACUGUCUGAAAAUAUGAAAAACUUGCUUCGUGAAGUAGCAAAGCAAGGCGCCAGUCACCAACGAAAAAGUGUAACCAGCAUCUGGAGCGCGAGGGAACUUACGCUUGAAUUGAAACUUGACGGUGUAGACGAUGAUCAAAACCAGAAGCCACAAUAUGCAGAGUGUGAUUCCACAUCACAAGGAAGCGACAGUAGCCAGACUUUGGUUUUCGGAAGCUGUAAUCCAUCAAGCCUCAAGUCUUCUAAGAGUACAGGUCAGCGAAAGCUGCUGCUCAUUCGACUUACCAAAGCGCUUAUGCGAUAUGGCGCUGCCAGUCAUCGAAUUGAGGAAUGUCUACAGAUGACCGCAGAAUAUCUUGAAGUGGAAAUGACAAUUGUAUUUCUACCUGGAUUAUCACUGAUAUGCUUCAGUGAUAUAGAAAACCACGCCGUUGAAACACUACUGGUAAAGUGCAACGAGGGUUUCGAUAUGGGAAAAUUAGCCAAGGUUUUCAAAACCGCGAUUUCGACGCAAAGAUCAACAAUCGACGUUAGAACCGCAUUGGAUCAACUGCACGACAUCAAAUUGAGUCCUCCUACAUGGGGGUCUUGGUCGAUGCUGAUGGCCUAUGCAUUAUCCAGUUUAGUUGCUGCACCCGUAAUGUUUCAAGGGUCUUGGACCGAUGGCCUCGUGAGUGGUGGACUGGGCCUACUCGUUGGUGUAGUUAUUACCGUUGCCGAGAAGUACGCCAUAUUUAACAACAUGGUAGCAGUCUCAAUCUGCAUAACAAUAGGCUUUACCGUUCGCGCACUCAGCGCAUAUAUAUGCUUCACCGGGGUCGUACUAUCUUCAAUUGUGAUGUUACUUCCAGGAUACAAUCUGACGAUAAGCAUUAUGGAAUUUUCGGCACAACAUAUGAUAACCGGCACCAUCCGAUUCGGAUAUUCGUUACUAUACGCUCUCUUAGUCGGAUAUGGUCUUGAGGUCGGUAGUGCAUUAUACUCCUCCGUGGACCCCGCGUUGCCAUCAGAUUUUGCCAGCUGCAGCUAUCCUGUUUCCGAAUGGUUCUACAUACCCCUUUAUCCCAUAGUAGCCAUCACAAGCGGUAUGACCAGCGGUGCUACUGCACGUCAAUGGCCGGCCAUUAUAGCGUGCUCAUGCUUUGGGAUGGGUGUCACAUACUUCGUUGGCAAAGUUGUAUCUGAUUCACAAAUCGUUGCAACAAUAGGGGCUUUUGCGAUAGGCUUAUUCGGUAGAAUAUACUAUCGCAUAACCGGAGAGCUGGCUCUAGUUCCACUUUGUUCGGCGAUGGGCUUGUUGACCGCUGGAAAUAUCGGUGUGAAGGGUGUUUACCUUCUUAUGCAAGAGAGUGACGAUGGAGGCUCGCUUGCCUUGCAAAUGGUAGUCACCUCUGUCGCAAUAGCCAUCGGCCUAUUUGCAGCAGCAUUGAUACCGAUAUUCCCUAGACAUAAAGGACGAUCUGUCAAUCUUUCAUACUGAACAUGUAACAACCUAAUUUAGUCUUUUAAAAAUUGUUUUUCAUUUUAUGUACAAUGUAUGUCUAUGUAAGCUGUGCAAAUUACACUCGUGUUACUUUCUUUUUUCCUCUUGAUUGCGCUUUUGAUGGAUCCUUGACUUCCUCGUCUGCAGUUCUCUUAUUUUUUCUUAACUGUUUUCGUUCACCGAAAUUCGUGUCAUGGAGAUGCUGUCAUAGCAUAACAGAAGAUUAGCCUGGCUUAUCACGGUAAAAGUUGCUUCAAGCAUAUUUACUUACCAUUCUGGCAACGCGUUUAGCAGUAGUCACUUCGUUCAAUUCCUCCAAAAUCUUAUUCUCGUUAACCUUAUAUUCCUCCAUUUGCUUGUCUGCAGAAUAGAAG